This is a messenger RNA of Sitodiplosis mosellana (orange wheat blossom midge), 304 nucleotides long. RefSeq lists its product as uncharacterized. Gene Ontology annotation, molecular function: protein binding. Bases 15 to 254 code for a protein of 79 amino acids. The transcript is spliced from 3 exons. Lineage: Eukaryota; Metazoa; Arthropoda; Insecta; Diptera; Cecidomyiidae. The record is from RefSeq and is a predicted model, not a curated record. Gene Ontology annotation, cellular component: nucleus; cytoplasm.
GAGACGCAGAAGGAAUGACAGCCCUUCAUAGAGCUGCUGAGACUGGUGAUGCGAAGGAAGCUCGAAAACUCAUCGACAAUGGAGCCGACGUUAAUAUUGAAAAUAAUGUGAAACAGACACCUCUUCAUUAUGCUGCAAUGAAAAGCCACACAGAUGUCGCUAAACUUCUCAUCGACAAUGGAGCCAAGGUUGAUAGUGUUAUAUUAAAAAGCUUAUUGUUCGGUUUUCGUAAUUUGUUCUUCCCUCGCGAUUGAAGAGAAAAGUAUUUUACUAUUGUCUUCUUUUUAAUUAAAAUAUGUUUUUC